Messenger RNA from Cladocopium goreaui, 2753 nucleotides. NCBI's taxonomy places the organism in Eukaryota, Dinophyceae, Suessiales, Symbiodiniaceae. The record is from the annotation of a GenBank genome assembly.
AUGGCAUUCAUGAGAACGGAUACAGCACAUAGCUUCAAGAGCCGUGCUUGGUCUACCGAAGACUUGAGUGCUGGCCUGGCCCACAUCCUCACAGACGGGCGGCUGGAACUGCCUGAUGAUCUUUCACAGCUGAAGGACCACCGCUUCCUUGGCAAUGCUUCAAUGUUGGUGGAAAUUGAGCAGACCAUCGCCGAUUUGGAAGCAAGUCAGGCUGCAGCGACGCCGCAGGCAUUGGAGUCAAGGGCUGGCAUUCAAGAUGCAGAGACCUUGCCUGCAACUGACAGUCAGUUGGAGGAAAGCAAUGGUUUGUCCAAAGCUCAGCAACGGCUGAUCCACAUGUUCCAAAAGGGCCAAGUGGAUGCAGCUACGGCCAUGAAGCUGCUGGCUGAGAUGUCAAGCAGCCCCCAGUCUGAGGCACCCGAGGUUCCACCGAAAGGUGAUUCCAAAAAAAGGGCACGUAGUCCAGAGUCAGAGUUGGACACAGACGAAGACGAGGAUACCAAGACAAAGAACAAAUUGAAAGCCAAGUUGAGACGCUUGUGUGAACUGAAGAAGGGCAACAAGUUGAACGUGCCACAGUGGCUACAUGAUGCCUGGAAAUCGGGCGAUCAUUUGUCUAUGGCCUUGGAGUACCAGAAUUCCGGUUUCGACAAGGAGCAGUUCAUCAAGCGAUGUGAGAAAACCACCACGGAAGUCGAGAAGCAAUCGAAUAAGGUUUGUGUAGGUUGGUACUCAAAGGAGGACAUGCGAACCGAUUUGAAGUGGAAUGCGAAGAAAAUUGAAGGCGCCAUCCAGGUGUGCAUGCAGGAUGAAAAGCACUUGGUCAGGACUUGCAAGUACGGUGGAGAGCCUGAAUAUUGGGUCGAGACCCGGGAGACAGGUGAAAAGGGAAGUGAGAAGGAAGAGAAGAAAAAACGAAUCGAAAUCAGUGAGGACCACUCCAAAGAUCCUGUUGGCAAUGUUGACACCAGCAAGAUCAAGCAGAUGGAAGACCGACGCAAAGCUUCGGAGGGCGCUAUCCGCUGCAAGACGACCCUUUCCAAGUACUGCGACAGCCUACUCUCCAAGUCUGCGAAGAUCCGCUCAUUGGUGAAUGACUUGCAGAAACAUUAUGAUGACCCGCUGGCUGCCAAGUCGGUGAAAGCGCUCGAAGGAGAUCUGGUUACCUUGGAGAAGCGGUACAAUCUGUGCUCGGAGCACUUGGCCAAGGGGGAGACAGAGGACUUCAGCCAAGAGUGGUUUGGCAUGUGGUCACAGCGAUCUGAGAAGAUUAUGAAGGAAAGUACUUUUGAGAAUGCCAAACGUCACUUCAAGAAGAAGGAGAAGGUGCUGGCCCUACUGCCAAAGUCUUUGCAGCCAAUGUUGGGGCAGGAGCUUGCUUCCUUGGGUCCCUAUGCAUGGGAACGACAACCACGGGAUUGCCAGAGCAACAUUCGAGUGCUUGCACCUGGUGAUGCUUGCAGUGAUGGUUUGCCCCUUGAUAUUGACACCCCAGAGUUUAGAAGUCGGAGUCCACGCCGUUUUCCCCGUCAUGAUUUGAUGAAACCCUCCUACUUGGAUGAUGAAGACCUUAAACAAUGUGAUCGGUCAGAUGUGGUUUUCCAUCGAAUUAGCCAAGAGGAUCAUAUGUCCUGCCAAUUGCCAAAGGCAAAGGCGACAGCUGGCCGAAUCCUAGCCCAUGCAGGGGAUGUGACUCUGAACCCUGACUAUGGUCUCUUCGACAUCGACACUAUUGACCGGGCUGACUACGGAAGGGUUAUAGGUCUUUUUAUUCAUGGAGAUGAAGGAAGAACUUUGAAAAAACAAGGGCUGAUGGUGACAAGUAUACAAUCAGUGCUGGGCUCGGGUUUCUCUAGCAAACGUUUGAAGCGGCCUGCUGGUGCAAAUGAUGCUGGUAAGCUCCAUGUUAACUUCGCUGGACAUACGUUUCUGACCAGGUUUGUUUUGAGUGUGAUUCACAAAGUGGAUUACCAAUCCAACGCGGAGGUGUUUCAUGAUGCUAUGGACGUUGUUGCUGAAUCACUACGGGAUUUGCUUCACACUGGCAUUGUUGAUCGACUUACUGGUAAAACUUGGAGAUUUGCAGUUGUGGGUGUCAAGGGUGAUAUGCCUUACCUUCAGAAAAUGGGAAGACUGAAGCGCUCCUGGAACACUACAGUGAAACGGGGCAACCAACGCACUGCUCCAAAAGGUGUAUGCCAUCUUUGUUUGGCAGGCACCAACCAAUGCCCAGCUGAGGAUACCGCUGAUAGAGCUGUUUGGUUUAAUACCAUUGGGGUUCAAGUGCCGUGGGACACCACACCAGGGGUUGUGAGGCUGCUUCCACACCCAAGGGCUCACCCAGGUUCGUUUUUCCAGGCUGACCUAUGGCAUUGCGUGCAUCUUGGCAUUGGCAAAUCUUUUAUAGCAUCGGUGAUUCAAUUGGCUCUUGAAACAGUUCCGGCUACGAACAAUGAUGACCGUUUUCAAUGGCUUACUGACCAUGAUCAUAGAUGGUGCAGAUCAGUGAAGGCUUCAUCGCAUGUCUCGAAAAUCAGUGCAUACCUUGUGUCCCACGGGGAUGGGCCGGGUGCAACAGGAAACUGGUCCAAAGGAGGGCUGACGACAAAUCUGGCUCGCUGGAUUGUGAAACUACUGGGUGACAUUCCCUCCGAUGCCAAUGGAUUUCUUCCUAGGGCAAAGGAAGCUAUGAAACAGUUGAACGCUGCGAUUAGUUUUCUCUACAAUGCACCGUUGUUUCUGGAGCGCUCUGA